AUGGAAGAUCAAGCAGAGAGCAAGGAGAGAUUGCAGCGGGCGCCCUUCGAGACCGCCCUGCAUCAUGCCGGCUACGGCUGCUUCCAAUGGCUGCUGCUGAUGUCGUGCGGCGCCGUAUACGCAGUGUGCGCACUCAGCACGACGACGCUCAGCUUCGUCCUGCCGGCCGCCGAGUGCGACUUCCACCUCUCCUCCAGCGACAAGGGAAGGCUCACUGCCACCCCGCUCAUUGGGAUGUGCGUCGGCUCCUACUUUUGGGGCAACCUGGCGGAUGCCCGCGGACGACGGAAGGCCAUUAUUGGAGCUCUGCUUCUCGAUGCCUUAGCAGCUUUCCUGUCGAGUCUCAUGCAAUCUUUCCCUGCAUUUCUAGCUUGCAGGUUCUUCUCUGGUUUCGGGAUCAUCGGCGCAACGGGCCUAGUGUUCCCCUACUUUGGGGAUUUCCUCUCGCUUAGACAUCGUGACGUAAUGCUGUGUAGACUUGAAGUUUUUUGGACUUUUGGGACUAUUCUUCUACCAGGCAUUGCUUGGCUAAUCAUCCAAGACCCACGAUUCAACAUAACAGCGGAAAAUGCCGAGUUCCAGUACACAUCGUGGCGCGUGUUCGUCGCAGCUUGUGGCAUCCCGAGUCUUCUCGUGGUGCUGUUGCUGAUGCCCUUCCCCGAGAGCCCAAGAUAUCUGCUGCACGCCAACAAGACCGAACAGGCUUUGCAAGUGUUGCAGAGGAUAUUUGUUGUCAACACAAAGCUUACUGAAAAAGACUUCCCGGUGGAAUCGAUGAUCAGCGCGUGUGAUGGGGAGGAAGAGGAAGUAGUAAGACCAGACCCUAACGGCAACGAGACGAAGACGCCCCUGACCUGGAACCAACGGUGGCAGUCUUUCUGGAACCGCAAGAAGAUGCUGGUCACUCCGCCGUACAUAGGGUUGCUGGUGUUAUGCUGUUUCGUUGAUUUUGGACUUAUGUUUAGUUACUAUACGUUAAUGAUGUGGUUCCCUGACCUUUUCGAGAGAUUCAGUCAAUUUUCCUCACUGUACCCUGACGUGUCAGCUGGAGUCUGUGAGGUGUCUGCUAAUGUCACUAGGAGUGAGUUACUGGGCAAGCACGAGUGUCCGCAAGUGAUAGAUGAUAAAGUGUACAUACAUACGUUAGUAGUGGCUUUAAGCUGUGUACCCAUGGCGUUAUGGGUAGGCCUCACCAUCAACAUGGUAGGCAAGAAGCUUAUGUUAGUGAUGAUGUUAAUAUGUUCCGGUCUGGCCGCUCUGGGCCUCAACCUCGUGCGGUCUUCUCUAGAGAACCUGUUGCUCUCGUGCGUCUUCGAGGCCAUCGUCAGUUGCACAGAAGCGGUUCUUUUCUGUGUCAUAUGCGAGAUAUUCCCCACUAAAGUCGCGGCCACGGCGAUGGCAGUGACGGUGAUGUGCGGCCGCGUGGGCGCCAUCGUGGGCAACGUGGUGUUUGGGGCGCUGGUGGACCAGCACUGUAUAGUGCCUAUAUACAUGUUUGGCUCCUUCCUCAUAACGAGCGGGCUACUGUGUACGAUUCUACCAAAGAGCACUCGACCGGAGCGGCCGCAUUGA
Molecule: messenger RNA, 1572 nt
Organism: Leptosia nina
Lineage: Eukaryota; Metazoa; Arthropoda; Insecta; Lepidoptera; Pieridae
Source: the annotation of a GenBank genome assembly